Molecule: messenger RNA, 463 nt
Organism: Juglans microcarpa x Juglans regia
Lineage: Eukaryota; Viridiplantae; Streptophyta; Magnoliopsida; Fagales; Juglandaceae
Product: 60S acidic ribosomal protein P1-like
Exons: 1
Coding region: 62-400 (112 amino acids)
Biological process (GO): translational elongation; cytoplasmic translation
Cellular component (GO): ribosome; cytosolic large ribosomal subunit
Molecular function (GO): ribonucleoprotein complex binding; structural constituent of ribosome; protein kinase activator activity
Source: RefSeq, a predicted model, not a curated record
AAAAGGAGACAAUCGCCUCUGUAUAGACUAAAGGUUGUGAUUGAAUCUCAGUGCUGCUACAAUGUCUUCAAGUGAGCUUGCUUGUACCUAUGUCUGUUUGAUUCUCCACGAUGAUGGGAUCGCAAUCACCGCAGAGAAAAUUGCGACUUUGGUAAAAGCAGCAGGCGAGUCUGUUGAGUCUUACUGGCCUAGCCUUUUUGCAAAGCUUGCAGAGAAGAGGAACAUUGAGGACCUCAUUCUGAAUGCUGGUGCUGCUGGUGGCGGUGCUGCUCCAGUAGCUUUGUCUGCUCCUAUUGCUGGUGCUGCUCCUGCCAUCGCCCCUGUAGUUGAAGGAAAGAAGAAGGAAGAGCCAAAGGAAGAGAGCGAGGACGAGGACAUGGGAUUCAGCUUGUUUGAUUAGAUUAUUCUAGUAGUUUGUUGUCUUCUAUUCAGUUAGGCAGUUUUAAGACUUGAGUGACGACCU